Messenger RNA from Zootoca vivipara (common lizard), 2754 nucleotides. RefSeq names its product dynein cytoplasmic 1 intermediate chain 2 (gene DYNC1I2). Lineage: Eukaryota; Metazoa; Chordata; Lepidosauria; Squamata; Lacertidae. Gene Ontology annotation, biological process: transport along microtubule. The record is from RefSeq and is a predicted model, not a curated record. Gene Ontology annotation, cellular component: cytoplasmic dynein complex. Gene Ontology annotation, molecular function: dynein light chain binding; dynein heavy chain binding.
AUGCGCGUCUCGUCAGGUGAUGCUGAGCUGUCUCCGGCGGAGCUUGCUUUGGGUCUCAACCGCCUUAUUGGAAGCCGCUGCCGUCUCGCCCCUUCCCACCCACCCACCCCCGCCGCCCUUUGUGUGAAGGAGCAUCUCGGAACAAAGUCGGCGGCGGCGGCAAUUUGAGCGGAGAAAAGCCCUGGUGACAGGAUUCUAAUCAUGUCUGAUAAAAGUGAGCUGAAGGCUGAGUUGGAGCGUAAAAAACAACGCUUGGCCCAAAUCAGAGAGGAGAAGAAGAGAAAAGAGGAAGAGCGAAAGAAAAAGGAAACUGAUCAGAAGAAAGAAGCUCUUCCUGUACAAGAUGAGUCUGACCUUGAAAAGAAGAGACGGGAAGCUGAAGCCUUGCUUCAGAGCAUGGGUUUAACGCCAGAUGCUCCUAUGGUCCCUCCUCCUAUGUCUCCAUCUUCGAAAUCUGUGAGCACACCAAGUGAGGCUGGAAGCCAAGAUUCUGGUGAUGGUGCUGUUGGUUCUAGGACGCUGCAUUGGGAUACUGAUCCAUCAGUUCUACAGCUUCACUCUGAUUCCGAUCUGGGACGUGGACCUAUUAAACUUGCAAUGUCCAAAAUUACACAAGUUGACUUUCCUCCUCGAGAAAUGGUCACAUACACAAAGGAGACCCAAACACCAGUUAUGACUCAGCCAAAAGAAGAUGAAGAAGAUGAAGAUGAUGCAGUGGUACAAAAACCACCAGUUGAGCCUGAAGAAGAAAAAACAUUGAAAAAAGAGGAGGAGGAGGAAGUUGCCGCUCAUGAACUGACAGAAGAGGAAAAGCAACAAAUUUUGCAUUCUGAAGAAUUUUUGAGCUUCUUCGACCAAUCGACAAGAAUUGUGGAAAGAGCUCUUUCUGAGCAAAUUAACAUUUUCUUUGACUACAGUGGGCGAGACCUGGAAGAGAAAGAAGGAGAAAUUCAGGCAGGUGCUAAGCUGUCCCUAAACAGACAGUUUUUUGAUGAGCGUUGGUCAAAGCACCGUGUUGUUAGUUGUUUGGACUGGUCAUCUCAGUAUCCAGAGUUGCUGGUAGCCUCUUACAACAACAAUGAAGAUGCCCCUCAUGAACCUGAUGGGGUGGCCCUUGUGUGGAACAUGAAAUACAAAAAAACAACUCCAGAGUAUGUCUUUCAUUGCCAGUCAGCUGUGAUGUCGGCUACAUUUGCAAAAUUUCAUCCAAAUUUGGUGGUUGGUGGCACAUACUCAGGACAAAUUGUGCUAUGGGAUAAUCGCAGCAAUAAGCGAACACCAGUUCAGAGAACUCCCCUUUCAGCUGCUGCUCACACGCAUCCUGUGUAUUGUGUGAAUGUGGUGGGGACUCAGAAUGCCCAUAACCUUAUCAGCAUCUCGACCGAUGGAAAAAUCUGCUCGUGGAGUCUGGAUAUGCUUUCACAACCACAGGAUAGCAUGGAGCUAGUUCAUAAGCAAUCCAAGGCUGUAGCUGUCACUUGUAUGUCUUUCCCUGUUGGUGAUGUCAACAACUUUGUCGUUGGAAGUGAGGAAGGCUCUGUGUACACAGCAUGUCGCCAUGGCAGCAAAGCUGGAAUCAGCGAGAUGUUUGAAGGUCACCAAGGACCUAUCACAGGGAUCAAUUGCCAUGCAGCGGUUGGACCUCUAGACUUUUCUCAUCUUUUUGUCACUUCUUCUUUUGACUGGACUGUAAAGCUUUGGACCACUAAGAACAACAAGCCUCUGUACUCAUUUGAAGACAACUCAGACUAUGUUUACGAUGUGAUGUGGUCACCCACCCACCCUGCCCUCUUUGCAUGUGUGGAUGGAAUGGGAAGGCUUGACCUAUGGAAUCUCAACAAUGAUACUGAGGUGCCAACAGCAAGCAUUACUGUGGAAGGUAAUCCUGCCCUAAACCGUGUGCGAUGGACAAAUUCAGGACGUGAGAUUGCUGUUGGAGAUUCAGAAGGACAAAUAAUAAUUUACGAUGUGGGAGAGCAAAUUGCGGUUCCCCGAAAUGAUGAAUGGACACGUUUUGGUCGAACUUUAGCAGAAAUUAAUGCCAACAGAGCUGAUGCGGAAGAAGAGGCAGCAACCCGAAUUCCUUCCUAGGUUGUUGAAGUGGGGGGUCUUGCUGUGAAUUUGGGGAUUGGUUAUAGAGGGCUUCAGAAUAGUAGCAUGUGUUAAGUAUGCGACUGAACUUGAAAUUUAAAAUGUGGAGUAAACUGUGGAGUCGACAAGUAUAUAAAGAUCAGUGAAAUUGAUCUUGAAAAGUUGCUUUUUAAUCCCUGAAUCACCGCCCUUAAUCUGAUAGAUAUAAUUUAUUAUUUACCCUGACUUGGCAAGGUGUAUGUUCUACUGAAACACUAACCACGUUGAAUAUUUAAAGUUCAACUUUCAAUGGCAUAUAACUAUUUCAGAGCAAUUUAAGUUCUGUAAGUUUCUGAACAAGAGCUUUCCCCAAUCAAACUGACAGGCUAUGCUGUGGACAUCAAUCUCUGGGGCAGUGGGAAAGUGUUAUGGCUAUAGUUUUGUAAUGUCUUAGAUUUGUGCAUGCAUCUGUACACAGUAACCUUUAUCCUAAUUAUUAUAUAAUAGGCUCCAGGCUACAGUGGUAGGUCAUGUAUAUGACUAAAAAAAAAUUGUAAACCCUUUUUUGUAAUGGAAACUUUCUAAAAUACCUGCUAAGUACUUUGGAUUUUUUUGUUUGCUACAUUUCUGCAGUAGGGUAAGAAUUCUUUAUAAAUAAACAUUACAUGGCCUCUUUUCUCACAA